AUGACCGGCAAUAGUGCUGAAGAUAAAACUUCACAAAUGCAACACGGCACUGAUGAAAAAGCCGUUAAAAUGCUUCGUGGACGGGCCAAAGCGGCUCUAACUAGAAUAACUAACUUCAUUAAUGUCGAAGGACAAAUAUUUGAUAAAUUUGAUUUAAGAAACAAACUUGAAAGAUUAGAUUCUAUAUUCAUUGAAUUUAACAAAGCUGAUUCAGAAUUGCCGGAAGAACUUUCGGAAAUCGAACAGUUCGAAGAAACGUAUUAUGCAACCAAAGUCAAGCUACAAAAAGCUCUUGAAACUGUAUCUGUGAAUUUAAAUCCAGUGCAAAUUGAAAAUAAUGAUAGUAUGCCUAUAGGGCUUUUGUGUUUUGAACCAGCAAGUAUAAUCAAGCAUAUUCCUAUAUCGGAAACUGGUUAUACUGAAGCUUGGGAUAAACUGUUAGCUCGCUAUGAUAAUAAGAAACAAAUAAUUUCUUCUUUAAUUAAAACUUUCAUGGAUCAACCAGAUAUUGUUAACGCUAACUGUGCUAAUUUGCGCAAUCUCACUGAUACUUCUGACGAAGUUAUCAGAGGUCUAAAAUCUAUAGAUUCUAAAGCAGAUUCUAGAGAUAUUUGGCUAAUUUAUAUUUUAUUACAAAAAUUGGAUAGCAAGACACGGGAAGAAUGGGCGAAACAUACAACUAAGGAAGAAUUUCCUACAUUUGAAAUGUUUCUGGAGUUUCUAAAUAAUAAAUGUGUAUCUUUAGAAUCAUGCAAUUCAACCGAAUGCAAUGAAAUUAGAAAUUCAUCCAAAAAUAAUAAAAAUAGUGCAUCUAAUAGAUUUUUCACUGCGGACAUUGAGAAAAUGUACCGUCAAAUUUUAGUAUCGGACGAAGAUCAACCUUAUCAACAAAUUGUUUGGCGAUACAAUGCCGAAGAUAAAAUACAAACGUACAGGUUAAAAACUGUAACGUACGGUUUAGCUUCCGCCUCAUUCCUAGCUACCAGAUGUAUCAAACAAAUUGCUCUUGAUACACCUAAUCCUAAAAUAUCGCGCAUUUUACAAGAAGACGUAUAUAUGGAUGAUCUUUUGUCAGGUUCGAGUAAUUUUUCAGACGCAAUUUCAAUUUGCAAAAAUAUUGCGUCAAUUUUACAAUCCUACGGAUUUAACUUGAGAAAAUGGAAUUCAAAUUCUUCCAAAUUCCUUGAAGAAUUUCCCGAGCAAUGUUCCUCGGAAACAAGCUUUGAAAUCAAUCGUGAUGCACACGUUAGUUCUAAAGUGUUAGGUUUAUUUUGGAAUUCAACAAAUGAUACAUUUGCAUUCAAGGUUAAUUUAUCACUUUCACCACCCUACACUAAAAGACGGAUUCUAUCGGAGUCUGCACGUAUUUUCGAUCCUUUGGGAUUACUUGCACCUUGUGUAGUUACAAUCAAAAUAUUCUAUCAAAAGUUGUGGCUUAUCAAGGGGGAUUGGGAUUCACCCAUUCCGAAGUUUAUGGAAACCGAAUGGUUAAAGUUUCAGGCAUCAUUCAACGAAAUAAAUGAUAUCACUAUUCCUAGAAGUGUCACCAUUGAUUCAGAAUGCGAAAUUGAAUUACAUGGUUUUGCAGACGCGUCAUCACUAGCAUACGCGGCUGUGAUUUACUGUCGUCAAACUGUCGACGGGUCCACAACAGUUUCACUGUUGGUUGCUAAAACUAAGGUUGCUCCACUCAAGCAAAUCUCCAUUCCUAGACUGGAAUUAUGUGCCGCGCACUUGUUAGCAAAAUUAUUUCUCACUGUUCUCAACUCGUUGAAGAAUUUUAAUCUUCGCGUUUUCGCAUGGACAGAUUCAAAGGUAGUUCUUUCAUGGCUAUCUUCUCAUCCACGUAAGUGGAAGACUUUUGUCGCAAAUAGAAUUUCUGAAAUAAUAGAAGUUCUAACCCCAGCUCACUGGAAUUUCGUAUCCUCCAGAGAGAACCCUUCAGACAUCGCUUCACGUGGUAUCGACCCUAAAUGUCUACCAAAUUGCGAUCUGUGGUGGCAUGGCCCGCACUGGCUACAUUCAAAUCAAAUGCAUUGGCCUACGGCUGAAUUACAUUCUACAGACGUUGUUAGCGCAGUUAAAGCUGAGGAAAAAUCAAAUCCAAUGUUUAACUUUCAUGCUAGUUCAACAAAUGACCUAUUCGUUCGUCUAGUCGAAAAAUAUUCAUCAUUAUCGAAAAUUAUUCGCAUCUUGGCAUAUUGCUACAGAUUUAUUAAUCUUUGUAAAAAAAGAAUCGGAUUCAAUAUUGCUUCUUGCAAUACCCUCGGUUCACUCACUUCUGCAGAAACAAGGGCUGCAGAAGAAAAACUCAUUCACUGGGUUCAAGACACACAUUUUUCUGAAGAGAAAAAAUGCAUUCGGCUUCAAAAGCCACUGAAAAGACGCAGUCCUUUGCGGUCACUUUUCCCAUUCAUAGACGGAAACGGUCUCUUACGGGUGGGAGGUCGGUUACAGAACGCCGACUUACCCAUGAACAGGAAACAUCCUAUCAUUAUCCCAUCACAACACAGAUUUUGUGAACUGUUAAUUCGCGAAAAACACGUAGCUUAUUUGCAUGCUGGUCCUACCUUAUUAUCUCAUAUAUUAAGGCAAUCAUAUUGGAUAAUAGGAGGAAAAAGAUUGAUCAACAAAUGUGUUAAUCAAUGCAUAAAAUGUCAUAGAUUCAAAACUAGUAACAGUUCACAACUCAUGGGCAAUCUGCCUAAACCACGAGUGACUUUAGAAAGAGCUUUCUUUCAUUCUGGAAUAGAUUACGCCGGACCUGUUUCAAUAAAAUUUAGUAAAGGUCGAGGUGCUAAAGUUACGAAAGGUUACAUUGCACUUUUCAUUUGCCUGUCCACUAAGGCAGUACACAUCGAAGUAGUAAGCGAUCUGACAACAGAAGCUUUCAUCGCUGCUUUGCGACGCUUUAGUGCUCGCCGUGGCACCCCUCGCCACAUAUACAGCGACAACGCCACUAAUUUUCAUGGAGCUCAUCGAAAAUUGAAUGAGAUAGAACAAUCCUGGCUCAACGCUCUUAGCUCGGAUCCUGUCGUUGAUUACUUGACACAGUUCUCAAUUGAAUGGCAUUUCAUUCCUCCUUCUGCCCCUCAUUUUGGAGGAAUUUGGGAAGCAGGAAUUCGAUCUGUAAAGUUUCACCUCAAACGAGUUAUAGGAGAAACAGCUCUAACCUUCGAAGAGCUAACUACAUUAACUACUCAAAUUGAAGCACUUCUGAAUUCACGUCCAAUCACAUGUGUUGACGUCAAUGAUACCGACUCUAUAAAUGCUUUGACUCCUUCGCAUUUCCUUACAGGUGAUGUGAUAAGUUCAAUUCCGGAUCCAGCAAACCUGAACGAGCAUAGCUUCAAAGGAAAGUGGGAACUUAUCCAGAAUCUCCGCAAAGGCUUCUGGAAGCAGUAG
This is a messenger RNA of Uloborus diversus, 3405 nucleotides long. RefSeq lists its product as uncharacterized. NCBI's taxonomy places the organism in Eukaryota, Metazoa, Arthropoda, Arachnida, Araneae, Uloboridae. Gene Ontology annotation, biological process: DNA integration. Bases 1 to 3405 code for a protein of 1134 amino acids. The transcript has 3 exons. The record is from RefSeq and is a predicted model, not a curated record. Gene Ontology annotation, molecular function: nucleic acid binding.